Messenger RNA from Dovyalis caffra, 1245 nucleotides. The record is from the annotation of a GenBank genome assembly. Lineage: Eukaryota; Viridiplantae; Streptophyta; Magnoliopsida; Malpighiales; Salicaceae.
AUGAAGAGGUCACCUGCUUCAUCUUGCUCCUCCUCUUCAUCGUCAUCAUCUUCUUGUGUUGCCAUUCAGAAACCGAAGGCAAAACGCUGUAGAAAAAAUCAAAAGAACAAUCAAGGUAAAUCCCAGAAUGCUGCUGCUGCUAAUAGUCCUAAUUCUGGCAAAAGAAGUUCCAUUUAUAGAGGAGUGACCAGGGCAGACACAGAUGGACGGGAAGGUGCCUAUGACAAUGAGGAAGCAGCUGCACAUACCUAUGAUCUUGCUGCCCUAAAGUACUGGGGGACAGAGACAACCUUGAAUUUUCCGAUAGAAAAAUACACAAAAGAGGUUGAAGAGAUGCAAAAGGUGACCAAAGAGGAGUAUUUGGCAUCUCUUAGAAGGCAAAGCAGUGGAUUUUCUAGAGGGGUCUCUAAAUACCGUGGGGUGGCUAGGCAUCAUCAUAAUGGUCGAUGGGAAGCUAGAAUUGGACGAGUUUAUGGCAAUAAGUACCUCUACCUCGGAACUUACAGGUUUAUUGAGAAACUUUUAGAAAGGCAGAUUUGUGUUUGGAAGUGUCUAAUAGAUACACAAGAAGAGGCAGCGGCAGCAUAUGAUAUGGCAGCAAUAGAGUAUAGAGGAGCAAAUGCGGUGACCAAUUUCGACGUUAGUAAUUACGUAGAACGGUUGAGGGAGAAAGGCAUCCCUAUAGACCGAAUACUCCAAGAACAACAACUUCGUAACGACUCAAAUGAAUCGGGUGUAGAAGUAGAAGCAGAAGUCGAACAACCAACACCACCGCCACCACAGCAACAAGAGGAACAAGAACGAAAAGUAAUUUCGUCGUCGUCAUCAUCGCAACCUCAAUGUGCACAGAUAAAUCCUUGCUUGGAUGGCACAUCCCCUAUGGUUAUCAUGGACCCUAUCGAAGAGCACGAGCUAGCAUGGAGCUUUUGUUUGGAUUCGGGAUUGAACCUCACAAUGCCUGAUCUUCCUCUCGAAAAUUCUUGCGAAUUACCGGACUUGUUCAAUCACACCGGUUUCGAAGACAACAUUGACUUGAUAUUUGAUGCUUGUUGCUAUGGAAACGAGGCCAACCCGGCUGCAUUCAUAUUAGACAAUAAUAAAACAGGAGGGAUUGAAGCGGUUGUUGGUCUUAGAGGGAGCAUUGACGAGGAAAGUGAAGAUGGGAAGGAGAGGUUGUCCGAUUCUGUUUCAAAUUCUCCAACUUGCUCAACAACCACCUCGGUUUCUUGUAACUAUUCUGUUUGA